UUUUCGUUUAUUCUUUGAAACUUAUAAUCCUUCUUACAACUUCAAAAUCAGUCCUGGAAGAAACAUAAUAUUGCUGAACACGCGCGUUUAUAGAGAUGAUGAGAGACGAGAGUCGCUGUGACUUCUAUGAUCGGUUUCUACCCGCGCCUGCCGUGAACAAUUCGAGAGAUUUCAACGCGUUUCAAAUAAGACAAAUCUCAACAGAGGAACGUAGGACACCCCGGAACGUGUUCACCGUGGUUCUGUCAGCAUCGAUUAUAAGUAAUCUCAUAUUAACAGUCCUCGUCAUUUGUAUAACGUGUUUAACACGCAGCAGAUCUCUUGAUACAAAUCAAGCGACAGGAGAGGACUUUUCUACGGUUUCAAGAAGGGACACAGCCUUCAACAGGACGAAUAUAUGUCUGCCUUGUCGUCCACCGAAAACCAAACUAGGAAUUAUUCCUGAAACUUCCCUCUGUUGUUACCAUAGCAAUAAACAUGCUAUUCUUCUCAUCACAUUGAUGUUAGAUCAAAAGCAACACAAGACGAGCUCGUUGUACGGUCAAUAUGAAGUCACCCCAACACGUGGUAAAGUAUACGUUAUUUUUGUCUUCAUUCAGAAUUUGAACAAAAGUGAAAGAUUGUUCUGAUAUAUUCAGUGGCACACAACCUAGAGUCAGUUGUAUGGACGUAUAUAUAGUGCAUCAUUAUCAGCCAUUGUGAAUUAGCGUGUUUGGUUUAUACAAAAAUGUAUAUUGUAAAUUACAGCUUGGAAUGUGAAAUUUCAUCUUAUAUUUAAUAUCAUUGCUUCAUUAUAAUUCUCUGAUUACAAUGCACUAGCAAUAAUUCUGAUUCCAGUAAAUUGGCUUUCAUCAAAAUUGUACCAGAAUUAAUUACUUAGAUAUCAAAUUGACUAUUGUUAUUGUCUUACAUUUCUUUGUUCUCCAGAUAAAAGACCCAUUCAUUUCAAGUCUACUCUGAAAAGUGCCCCCACGUCAUCAAUUAUUCCGGCUACCGCGAAUAGAAUACAAAUAGCGACGACUGGACGGUACAAUAUAUUUGGAUCGAUGUGUUUUUCAGAAAAAGACUAUAGGGGAAAACCCGAAACCGUGGUUAUAAAAUUAGAAACGGUUUAUUCGGGUUCUAAAAAAAACAUACUUCAGAAAUCGGUAUCUGUUCACUGGGAUCCGAAUGCUUAUAUCUAUGUAAAUUUCAUGAACAAUAUUUGGCUUCAGAAAGGUACAGAUGUUCUUUUAUUUGUCAAUCAUCCAAAUGUAAUAUACAACAUACCGGGCUGUAAUUCAAUAGGCAUUUACAGGAGUACUUAAUGGUAUCAGUGUUUUAUCAUCCAUCAAAGUGUUCUAGCGUUAUCUUACACACACACGUUGAUCAUAUCCUGAUUCACUAGAAAAAAGUGAAAUCUGUUGGAAUGCUUUGAAUUUUUGGAAACAAGUGAAGAGUGACUGGAAUUUAGGUCAAACAUAUUACUUUUUUUAAAAAAACGUGCUGAAAUGUUGACAUGUAUAUAAGGAGUUUGAUAUGUGAUUUUGAACAGUAUCAAUGGAAUUAACAGACACAUAAGAAUCCUACGCAUCGAUAAAGCGCUAUCGACGAUACAAAUUAUUUAUUUUUGCCCCGGGAAAACAAAACCGAAACUACUAUUCCUGUAGGUUGUUGGGAAGCGCAUGAGCUGUCGAUAUUUCGUGCACUGAUGCCAAUAUAUGGCAUGUGCUGAUCACAGUCCAAUGACUGAGUAUAAAACUGAUUACAAUAGGUGAAAGGUACAGUUAUAUAAUUGAUGUUGCAUCGUGGGAUUGAAUAACUCAGAUGUUUAUCUAAAGAUUUAAUUGUACUUUCGGUUUCGAUCAAAAGGGGAAUUUUGAACGAAGUUUCUAAAAUCAAGCGAAGAACAUAUCAGCAGAGAAGAGAUAUGGACUUGAACACGGAAGAAUCAUCAAGUUGGCUUGAAAAAGAUUCAAAUCAAACUUUUAUCCUGAAAAAUGGACACACCACGUGUAAGAAAUCUCAGGUGAUUUGUUCGGUCGUAUCGUUAAUGAUUUCUACAAUCUUGAUAACAUUGAUUAUAACAUUCAAUGGAUAUGUGCAUCGGAAAGAGGAUAAACAGUCAGCACAUUCAAGUGCUUCUUACACAACUCUUCCAGGGGAUGUGAUCUGUAUACCAUGUGACAGGAACACGCAAACAUUUCCCGCCAAAUUCACUGUGGAUUCUUCCAAAUUAAAUUUGUGUUGUGAAAAUAAUGAUUCUUUGGUUUCAUUAAUCAAAUUGUUUCGGGGGCAAUUGGAAACAAACACAACCUCCCCAGAAAGAAAUACAUUACAGAGCGGAGAAUCUCCUUAUGCUGUACAAAAUGAAAACAGAAAUAUACAAGUGACAGUGAACGGGAGUAACAUAGCGGAAACGUCCAUUUCUAAAUUCAAUUUCACAGUUCCGGAAGUCGGACUAUACAGCGUGUACUUUCACUUAACUCUCAGAGUCCCCGAAACCUCUACAAGUUUUAAUCAAAUGGCACUGAACGUGUCUCUAGUGCACAUUAACAGCAACACUGGGAAUAUAAUUCUUUCCAAGAAACUCGCACUACAAGUGCCAUUACCGAGUGGCGGCUACGAAAACAUAAUGUUGUUUGAGAACAUCCGCCUCUCGACAGGAACGUAUCGUAUUCUAGUGUCUGAUACGACGUCUGUGUAUAAUUUCUAUGGUUGUAACGGUUUAACUAUACAUCGAAUUUAAUAAUAUGUAUAUAGGACAUUUAGAUGAUGAUAAAUAUUGAUAUUGUU
Messenger RNA from Ostrea edulis (European flat oyster), 2775 nucleotides. RefSeq lists its product as uncharacterized. Gene Ontology annotation, molecular function: protein binding. The transcript is spliced from 4 exons. The coding region runs from base 1910 to 2728 and encodes 272 amino acids. The record is from RefSeq and is a predicted model, not a curated record. NCBI's taxonomy places the organism in Eukaryota, Metazoa, Mollusca, Bivalvia, Ostreida, Ostreidae.